UAUGAAUUGUGAUUUCUCAGAUUAAAUAUUGUAAGUCUUAAAUUUCUAUUUAGUAAAAGUCUUUAUUUUAGGUUAAAAUCAAUAUUAUUUAAUUUAUCGAAAUAAGACUCCUACAAUACCUGCAGCAAUGAAAAGAAGUUAUGACUCUAUGAGCUCUUCUAUUGAAAUUAGUUCAUAUCGUGAUCAACAUUUUAAGGGUUCAAGAACUGAACAAGAAAAGUUGCUUCGUGUAUCGUCCACACUUUAUAUCGGAAAUCUUUCCUUUUACACUACAGAGGAACAAAUUUACGAUUUAUUUUCAAGAUGUGGAGAUAUACGCCGAGUUAUAAUGGGUCUAGAUAAGUAUAAGAAAACCCCUUGUGGUUUUUGCUUUGUUGAGUAUUACUCCAGGCCAGAUGCAGAAGAUUGUAUGAGGUACAUAAAUGGAACUCGAUUGGAUGACAGAAUAAUAAGAUGUGAUUGGGAUGCUGGGUUCAUAGAAGGUAGACAAUAUGGCCGUGGUAAAACUGGUGGACAGGUUCGUGAUGAAUACCGUACCGACUACGACGGAGGCCGAGGAGGAUACGGAAAAAUAAUAGCCCAAAAAAUUGCCCCCAAUACAUUAGAACGCUGAAAAUAAUAGUGUAUUAAGUGUGAGUUAAUUCUACAAGACUGUUACAAAUGUAAUAUUCGGGUUUGCAUUCUACCGAUCUGAAUGUGAUUUAUAAUAAUAAAUUAAGUAUUUUGUAA
This is a messenger RNA of Aricia agestis (brown argus), 729 nucleotides long. RefSeq names its product nuclear cap-binding protein subunit 2 (gene Cbp20). The transcript has 4 exons. Gene Ontology annotation, molecular function: RNA cap binding. The record is from RefSeq and is a predicted model, not a curated record. Gene Ontology annotation, cellular component: nuclear cap binding complex. Bases 128 to 613 code for a protein of 161 amino acids. NCBI's taxonomy places the organism in Eukaryota, Metazoa, Arthropoda, Insecta, Lepidoptera, Lycaenidae. Gene Ontology annotation, biological process: mRNA cis splicing, via spliceosome.